Messenger RNA from Mercenaria mercenaria, 3440 nucleotides. Its product is annotated as zinc finger protein 862-like. Bases 1350 to 2765 code for a protein of 471 amino acids. The transcript has a single exon. The record is from RefSeq and is a predicted model, not a curated record. NCBI's taxonomy places the organism in Eukaryota, Metazoa, Mollusca, Bivalvia, Venerida, Veneridae.
ACCAUUUUUUUUUCUCGUAAAACGAUUUAUGAAUUGUUGUUUGUAUUGUCUUUCGUAAAAUUCUGGAAAACUGUUAUUGAUACAUGAUAUCUACAGAGACGCACAUAGACACGUUUUUCUUUUCUUUUAGUAAACGUAUUAUAAAUUAUGAAUAUUAAAUUAAGCAAAUAUGUCAAACAAUAGAAAAGAAAAUGAACGCCGUGAAAUAUAAAUGUCGGCAUCGAAACCGCAAAUGAUUGUUAGCAUUUUCUUUCGUAAAAUAUGGGAAAACUAUCAUUCCUACAAGAUAUUUACAGGGACGAACAUACAUACGAAUUUUAUUCUUUUAGUAAACGUAUCAACAUAAAUUAAGAAUAUUAAACUAAGCAAAUAGGUGAAAAUAGUAGAAAGAUAUACACUAUAAAAUGAACGCCGUGAAAUGUAAAUUUCGGCAUCGAAACCCGCAAAUGAUCGCCUCUUAUGGAACGUGUGCCCGUAUUUUUUUUUUUUUUUUUUUUUUAAAUUCUUCCCAUGUGGUUGUUUUUAAUAUUGAGAAAAAAUGCAUAAGACUGAUUAAUUAAAGUAGAAUAUACGUCGUACGUGAGAAGAAAAAAACAGGAACAAUUCAAGGCCAUUUUUAUGAUUUUUGUAUACUUCUUAGAAUUAUAAAAUCUAUUUUUCCGUCUAUGCAAUUAAUGUUUUUUUUUGUGUUGUUUUUUUUCUCCAGAGCCAGUGCAGACACAACAAACGACAAUGCGUCUGUCCCGACCACUGUGCAGCCGAGUAAAGGUACAGAAUAUCCAGACCUUGAUCAAAGAAAGAAAAAUUCUGGCCAUGGUACCCAGUUCAACACGAAAUGGCAAGAUGGUCGCCCUUGGCUACAGUGUGUUAAAGAGAUGAGCCCAGAUGGGCAUAAAUUCGAGGCAAUGUACUGUUCUGUGUGUAGCAAGUGGUCUUUAAAAAACCGCGGUCCCUGGGUGAGCACAGGCUGUACAUCUAUGCGACAUGAUGUCAUCGUCUGACAUGAAGACUCAGAGCAACAUAAAAAUGCUAUCUCUCAAGAACUCACAGCAUCUGCCUCAAUUGACAAACUAGCAAGGAACAUUGAUAGCCGUGAAAAGAAGGCUCUGAUUGACGCACAGAAGGUGUUGCACUUCCUGAUACGACACAACUUACCACACACCACUCUCUUCAAACCUCUGGUUGAACUUUGUGUGGCGCUUGGUGCUGAGAAUCUUUCACAUCUCAGCAAGGGCAAGAAUGCACAGUACACCAGCCCUAAAAUCAUUGAUGAAUUCUUAACAUGCCAAGCAGAAACUGUAGAGGAGGAAGUAAAGGAGAAGAUUAAGACAAGUGAUGCUUAUGGUGUUAUGAAAGAUGAGUACACAGACGUCAGUGCACGUAAACAUCUAGCAGUGGUGGGAAAGUAUGUUUAUAACGGUGAAAGCAACCUUUCUUUUCUACAAGACAUACAACUUCCCAAUGGUAGUGCUGACAUCAUAUACCAGUCAUUGAAGAAUUAUCUCCAUGAUGCAUCAAUCUCCUUGGAUUCAAUGACAUCAUUUGCUAGUGAUGGUCCCUCAGUUAUGACUGGAAAGAAGAAUGGGGUGGUAGCAAAACUCAAAAAGGACAAUCCUAGAGUAAUCCCUGUUCACUGUCUAAAUCACCGUCUUCAGCUUGCUGUGUCUAAGGCCUUUGGCAGUGUCCGUGAAAUUGAUUCAGUUGAUGAAAUACUAAUUGCUAUCUGGAAGUACUAUCACUUUAGUACAGUAAAGUCUGGCAGUCUUGAUGCUGUUCAGGAUCUACUCCGGGAAAUGGGCACAUCUGACACUAAGCAGAAUCUGACAGUGAAAAAGGCAGUACAUACCAGGUGGCUCAGUCAUGAGAAUGCCCUACACUCUAUAAGGAAGUUAUAUGUAGCUAUCUGCCAGGACUUGGAGAAUGCUGUCGUCUCUGGAAGAGAUAAGAAACUUGGUGAAAAGUCUGGUCCCUCUGCAACAGGACUGCUGAAAAUAAUGAAACAGUGUGACAAGCUUUUCUACAUGCUCCUCCUCUGUGAUAUGUGCACAACCCUUGCCAGACUCACUCUUCUAUUUGAAAGAGCUGACAUUGAUUUAGCAUCAAUUCAACCCCAGAUACAGUUAGCAGUUGCCAACCUGCAAAAUAUGAAGAAGCGUCCUGGUCCCUACCUGUCAAAGGUCACAACAAUGGCUGAAACACUAGGUAUCAGUGUACAAGGUGAGAACAAGAUUUAUCAGGUCAGAGACAAAUUCAUUGAUGCUGUAGUUGACCACAUGGAGGAGCAUUUGGAACACUCUGAGCUUAUAUCUGCAAUGUCAGUAUUAGACCUUAGUCACAUUCCAGCUGAUCAAGCCACUUUUCAUGGAGACACUGACAUUUCACAACUUGCACAGCAUCUAGAACUCUCCGAGGACGAUCUACUAUUUGAGUGGAAUGACAUCAAGGAGAAAUUCAGUGGUGUGUUGGAUAAGUGUACCCCAAAGUUCAUGCUGGCAAAGCUGUUCGAGACAAAGGAGACUACUGGAUCCAUCUUCCCUUUGAUGACUUGCUUGUUGUCUGUACAUGAGUCACUAAUAUUGUCUACUGCCCCUGUAGAAAGAGUAUUCUCUCAGGUCAAAUUAAUUGUUACAGACCACCGCAACAGACAUGAGGUUGAAACAACUAACAAACUUCUCAUGAUCAAAUUGAACACAAAGUCAGCAAGUGAUAUAGACAUGGACAAAGUGAUCAAAAAAUUCUUGGCAAAGAACAGACGCUUAAUGUGAAGAGUCAUGUUUUAUCUAGAGACUAACACUAGUCAUAAACAGAUGAUUAUGUUUUUAAGUUAAAACAUUUAUCUUCUUUAAUAAGGUUUCUUGACCAGAAUCUGCUAGAUACAUAUUUAAACAGGAAAUAUUUACAUUAAUUUGUGUGUUGAAGAAAGUUUAGGAAGUUAACUAAACAAAGUCAGCAAAUUGUAUUAACUUCAAUAUGAUUAAUUAUAACUAUUUAAAAAAUAGCUGUUUAAUAAACUAUAGUUGGCCCCAGGUCAGAAAGUCAGCAAAUUGUAUUAACUCAUAUGUUUCAUUUGAUGUGACAAAGUAUUUACAAUUAAUGAUCAAUUGUAUUAACUUUGAUACAAUUAAUGAUCUGUUUGUAAAAUGGAAAAUGAAAUUGUGUGUUUAAGAAUAUAAAGUAGGCCUAAGUUAAGAAAGUCAACCAAUAGUAUUAACUGACAUGCUUUAUUUGAUAGGUCUUAUGUGUACUAUAUGAAAUAAUGUUCUUUUUGUAAAAGAGUGAAUUAAAUUGUGUGUUUAGGACAUUGUUACUUUUUGUUCAUCAAACUUCAAUGAUCUAAAAUGACUGAUAAAAUGCCCUUUUUGCAUAGCGAACCGCGGAAAAGUGCCCUUAUGCCCUAGCAGCACCACGCCCCAUUCUGGUCCUGGGAAAAACACUAAAAA